Messenger RNA from Acanthaster planci (crown-of-thorns starfish), 2990 nucleotides. It is a transcript of the gene oxa1l, whose product is annotated as OXA1L mitochondrial inner membrane protein. Gene Ontology annotation, cellular component: mitochondrial inner membrane. Gene Ontology annotation, biological process: protein insertion into mitochondrial inner membrane from matrix. Gene Ontology annotation, molecular function: membrane insertase activity. The record is from RefSeq and is a predicted model, not a curated record. NCBI's taxonomy places the organism in Eukaryota, Metazoa, Echinodermata, Asteroidea, Valvatida, Acanthasteridae.
GGCAGUAUCAAUAUGGCAGCGUUCAUGAAUGUUCGUCGUGCUGAGAACUAUGCAAGAAUCGUUGGUAUAAUUUCAUGCAGUAGACAGCAUGGCAUUCACACGCAGGCCUGCUGCCACAGAAUAGUCAGACAAGCAGUCGGCAUCAGAUUCACGAAAACAGCGCCCUGUUCAAGAUGGCAGGCCAUGCAGUUUGUGCCGUCCACGGGGGCCUCCCUCACCACAGCCAGACACAACAGCACAGACACUGGACAAAGUACACAAGUCACACAAAAUCUGACAGAUGCAGCCACUCCGCUAACCGACCCGUCCACAGCCGUUGAGGUGGCAAUGACAGCAGAGCAGAUCCUGCAACCAGUCAAGGAGAUCCCGUUCUCAGAGCUUGGCCUUGGUGGCUAUCUACCCGUAGGCCUGGUACAGUAUGCCCUGGAGUUCCUGCACAUGUCGGUGGGCUUGCCGUGGUGGGCUGCCAUUGCAACAGGUACCGUAAUCGCCAGAAUGUGCGUGUUUCCACUGAUCGUGAAGAAUCAGCGGUACGCAGUUACUAUGAACAACGUCAUGCCGACAUUCCAAAAGCUGACAGCAAAGAUGACUGAAGCAAGACAAAGCGGCAAUCAGGCAGAAAUGAUGAAAAGGAGUAUGGAAGUGCAGAAAUUCAUGAAGAAGCAUAACGUCAAUCCUCUGAAGAGCUUCAUGGGGAUCUUAAUCCAGGCUCCCAUCUUCAUCUCCUUCUUCAUCGGCCUGCGCAGAAUGGCCAACCUACCAGUUGAGAGCAUGACGACAGGCGGUCUGUGGUGGUUCACUGACCUUACGACCAGUGACCCCUACUAUGUCAUGCCGGUGCUGGCCAGUCUCAGUAUGCUGGCUGUGCUGGAGCUUGGUGGGGAGGCCGGUGUAACCAGUGCUCAGAUGCAAAAGAUGAAGACUGUUUUUCGGAUCAUGCCGUUUGUUCUUCUGCCAUUAAUUGCAUCCAUGCCAAAGGCUGUCUUCGUCUACUGGUUGACGUCCAACAUCUUCUCCAUGGGCCAAGUGGCUGUCCUGAAGAUCCCGGCUGUCAGAACCAAACUGAACAUUCCCGAGAAGAUAAAGCAUAACCCACAAGACCUGCCCAAGUCGGAAGGAUUCCUUCAGAGUAUGAAAUCAGGGUGGAAGAAUGCUCAGACAAACCAUGAAGUAGAACAGAGAAGCAAGACUCACUUGCAGAAGCUGAAAGAGGCCGGCACUGGACCUGUACCCCAGACUUUCAGCUAUGACCCGACUCGUCAACAAAUGGGCAACCCGGCACAGGCGAUCUCAACGAGUGCCAAGACAGCAAAAGAUGUGAGAAGAAAGAAAGUCCGCUGAUAAGACCAUCACACAGGCUGUUAUUUGGCUCCGGAGGAUACGCAGUUUGGUAGUUCAGUAAAGAGCAGCUAGCUUCAAUGCAGAAGAUUUGUCGAUCUAAAAGAAUAUUCUGCUUAAAUGAUUUCAUUGGUACCCGGUCAGUUACUUUCAGUGUGGCUGUUCUGUAUUUAUAUUUAAGUACUGGUACGUAUGCCUGUCGGCCACUACAUUUUUUGUUGCAGUGCUGCAGCAAAAGCUGUAUAUACAUGUAUAGUGACAGCAUCAUUCACUUACUUGUGGACUUUUGAAUAAAUUUCAGCGUACAAUUGAGCUUUGAUGACUUAUAUGGAAUGCAAAAAGGCAGUGGUUUUCCUACUAAGUCAUCCUCUGUAUUAAUGAGAAAGCCCAUUAUAAUAAUAAUCUUCAAAUACCUGGUAUAUAGUUGUGGCUCUGAUUUGUUCCUUUUUGUGGUUCUAACCUUACAGUAAAGUACAGACUUUAAGCAAAACUGUACUCUCUCAGCAGCAACGAUGAAACGGUACUGUUAUUACAGUACCAUAUAACCACAUGCAUGCAGUUUUGGCCCACUCAAUUGGCUCAACGACAUAGAUGUGAGUUUUAUAUAGUGACUGGCACAAAGGGCACUUAGAUUGCCACAGGAGCCAUAAACCAACAACAGUGCCAUUUUCUGUCGUGCCUGACGGGUCUCUUUGUCUCCUACAUAGAGACAACAGCUUUGUGUACAUUCUGUUGAACAUUGGUCGGGUGCACUUGGUGUAUGUCUCGUCACGAGACAUACACCAAGUCAUCUAGCGUUCUUGCACAGAGCACAUACUGCUUUAAUGUUAGUUUUGAGACAUGUGUCAAUUAUUAAUGUAGUUACAAAAAUUAAUCUGAGAGAUAUUGACUCAUUGGGAACCGACUUCGAAUACAGUCUUUUCUAUUGUUAGCGCUAUCUGUACGUUAGCUUGAACAUUGCCGAUAGACAAGUAUCCGAUUCUAAAAACAACCGUUUUCACUGCUCAUGCUGUCACUACUCACUUAUCGUUUGAAUACUCAAUUUGCAAAGAUGGUGCAAUUGGCAUGCUGCCAAGUGUCAAAAAGGUUGUUAGUCUUUAAGCGGAAAAUGUAAACUUUCAGUUAAUACUUUAUUACUAUAUACUCGAUCCACCAAGUUGUCUCUAUUUGAUUUCCAGAAGUUGUAGACAUCUGGUUCAUCUGUGAAAUACCAAAUGUCUUGAAAUACCUUUCCCCCCACAAGACUGCAUUUCGUGGCCAAUGGUGUUCUCUUUUUGAAACAUACAUGAUGUGAACUUGUUGAAAAAAAUCAUGUGUGAAUUUGUAAAAUUAAGUCUCUGUAAUGAUAUCAUUGGAACUUUAAAAAAAUUCUUUUUUUAAAAGUACCAAGUCUGCUUAUAACCAAUGUGGCUCAUCAGGCGCAUGAAACGGCUGAGAAUAUUUCUAUUCCCCCUGAAUGGGAUGCCAGUCCAUCGCUGGUUGCUUCCCAAGCCAAUGUUGGUACCCAUUUAUACUCCUGGGUGGAGAGAGGCAAGCAGGGGUGAAGUGACUUACGAGGGGCCACAACAUACUGCCAGCAGUUGCAUUCGAACCCCCGACCCUAUGAUUGGAAGCCACAGACCCUAACCACUUGCCCCCCUUUUAUUGAUAGC